UCAAUUGUGUUUAUUGCUUAAGAACAGUAAAUUCGGACUUUUUUCUCGAAAAAGACUGUGUUUUAAGAUAUAAUGACAAAUUAUUGUAUGGAUUUAAAAAUCUUCUUUUUCAUACUAGUGUGGCAAACCUUUUCAGUAGAUGUUCAUUGUAUCAGCUUAAAAAAACAGAUAUCUGAUUCCAUAUUUACGGGUUAUGUCAGUGGACUAAGACCAGUAUGUGAAGGAGCACCACAAGUAAAUCUAUCAAUCGGUGUAGCAGUUCGACAAAUGAUUGAUCUGGACGAGCCAAAUCAGAGAAUGAAGAUAAACUUGUGGAUCCGAUUGAAAUGGAACGACUGUUUGUUGCAAUGGAGGCCAUCUGAGUUUAAUAAUACAGAAUAUAUUGCUGUGCCAAUAUCAAGGAUUUGGACACCAGAUUUGACCCUUUAUGACAGUCUCACCACAGAAAUGUAUGGGAUGGAUAAGUACAGAGCACUAGUUUACUCAGAUGGUUCAAUUCAUUAUAAUUUCCCUACUCUUGUUGAAGUGAUUUGUCAGAUUGACGUAACUAGCUUUCCGUUUGACACUCAAAUUUGUUCUUUAAUAUUCGGUUCAUGGGUGUAUCAUGGGCUCCAAGUAGACAUACAACCAAGGAAGAGUCCGAUUGAUUUAUCAUCUAUGAAAUCGAAUGUGGAAUGGCUUAUCCCAAAGAUUGAAGUUGAAAGGCAUGUGGUUACAUAUGGAUGCUGUCCGGAACCUUAUCCAGAUGUAACAUUUAAUAUUCAUAUAGAACGUAAACCAGCAUAUUAUGUAACAAAUAUUAUAAUACCAUCUAUCAUGAUCACGUCAAUAGGUGUCCUGUGCUUUUUCCUCCCCGUGGAAUCCGGAGAAAAGGCAUCGUUAGUAAUCAUGAUCACACUUGCAAUGUCAGUAUUUCAGUUACUUGUUGCAGAUAAGCUUCCACCAUCAGCCGAAGCAACACCCUGGAUAAUGUUCUUUUUCAACUUUAUACUUGGCAUGUCUGCUAUAACCACUACGAUACAGGUAGUUGUCAUCAAUAUUUACUACCGCGGAGAAAAACAGAUCCCAGAAUGGAUUAAAAAGGGAAUCAUUGUACCACUAUGCCUAAUGAUGUUUGUUAAAAUUCCUGGCAAUCCUUCAUCAACAUGUUGUAAUGAGAUUAUGGUUUUUUAAAUGAAGGUAUACUCAUAAAAGUUAGAAGACGUAUGACCUAUUUAGAUUGUAAGCAGAAAGACUGACUACACCAUCACAAGAAGAAGAAGAAACAUAUGUGCUAACAACAAUAAAAAAAACAAAAACAACACGAACAAAACACAAAGACUAUAUUACCAAGAUGGAUCAGCGGCUUGUGCUUCACCAGCGACACACGUCACAUUGAUGAGAUAAGAUCCUUCAAGUCAUUGUUGUUGAUUAGGCUUCAUUCGAUACAAGAUUAGUAGUCUCUUGUUUAACCAUAAGACAGUAUCAAAUUGACGUCCCAUCAAUAAAUGUAAAUCUCUAAACCAUGUGACCAAAUAUGAACGUUUGAAAUACAAGAACGGACAGUGUUUAUGGACAAAGAAUAAACAAGACCAUAAACACAUCAUCGAAAAAUAAAAACUAAUUAAACAGAAACUACUACACUGUUUUUGAAAUAAUUACAUAUAUUACUUCAUCUGCACAAAAUAUAUUAGUUUCGAUAUUAUUCAACUUUGACUAUUUUUCUAC
Molecule: messenger RNA, 1707 nt
Organism: Mytilus californianus (California mussel)
Lineage: Eukaryota; Metazoa; Mollusca; Bivalvia; Mytilida; Mytilidae
Product: neuronal acetylcholine receptor subunit alpha-10-like
Exons: 7
Coding region: 73-1173 (366 amino acids)
Biological process (GO): chemical synaptic transmission; regulation of membrane potential; monoatomic ion transmembrane transport
Cellular component (GO): postsynaptic membrane; neuron projection; synapse
Molecular function (GO): acetylcholine-gated monoatomic cation-selective channel activity; transmembrane signaling receptor activity
Source: RefSeq, a predicted model, not a curated record